UUGUUUGACAAAACAUUUUGAAUCAUUCAAAGAGUUGUCAGUUUAGUAAAACAAUACAACAAUUUUAAUAAUGAAUUCAUUUCUAGUCAUAUCAUUGGCUGUCGUGGCACUGGUCGGUGGCAUUCAAGCAGUCAAUAUCAAGGAUUGCGGUUCAAUUGACGGAACCGUUGUGUCGACCAAAGUUAACGGCUGUUCCGAUAGCGAUGAACGGUGUGUUUUCCACGCGGGAACCGAUGCAGGAAUUACUGUCAAAUUUGAUUCACGUGUUGACUCCAGUAAAGCAACAACUAAACUAUGGGGUGUUAUUGCCGACGUUCCCAUCCCGUUCCCAGCUAUUCAUCCUGAUGCUUGUAAGGACGGUGGUGUCCACUGCCCAAUCACUAAGGGCUCGCACCAGGAGUUGAAUGUCCAGAUGAAAGUCGAACAGUCCUACCCUAAGGUCGAACUUGUUGUUAGAGUUGGUUUGGAGGACUCGGACGGCAAACUAGUGUUAUGUCAGGAAAUACCUGCUGUUAUUAAGGCAUAAAUUUCACAAAUAAUAGGACUUUAAAAUAUAUUUUAUUUAUUGUAUUAAAUCUGAUCAUUUAAUAUAUAUAUAUAUA
Oppia nitens is the source of this 602-nucleotide messenger RNA. RefSeq names its product NPC intracellular cholesterol transporter 2 homolog a-like. Bases 71 to 526 code for a protein of 151 amino acids. Gene Ontology annotation, biological process: sterol transport. The record is from RefSeq and is a predicted model, not a curated record. NCBI's taxonomy places the organism in Eukaryota, Metazoa, Arthropoda, Arachnida, Sarcoptiformes, Oppiidae. Gene Ontology annotation, molecular function: sterol binding. The transcript is spliced from 4 exons.